AUGUUUCUCGGCUUCGCCCCUUAUGCUCCAGCAUCAAGCUCACGCUUUGCGCGAACUCCACAGGGCAAAGUCGCCGAGUUGCGACAAGAACUCAAUAGCGGCGGCAAAAAAGAUAAGAACUAUUCCGCCAAAAAGAUCGCCUUGAAGAAGAUCGUUGCCAAUAUGACCAUGAGCAAUAAUGAUAUGGUUGCGCUCUUUCCCGAUGUGAUCGACUGUAUGAACCUGCCGAGCUUGGAGAUCAAGAAAAUGUGCUUCUUGUUCCUGGUGAACUAUUCAAGGAUGAAACCCGAGAUCGCGAUGAAGGCGCUACCCAUUCUUGUCGAUGACAUGGAAGACACAAACCCACUAGUACGCGCCCUGGCCCUGCGAACGAUCUCUUAUGUCCAUGUGCGCGAGUUCGUUGAAGCGACUUUUCAACCCCUCAAGCGUCUCAUGCAAGACAACGAUCCCUAUGUUCGCAAGACGGCUGCGUUCUGCGUCGCCAAGCUCUAUGAACAUGACAAAAAGAUGGUUGAGAAUUCGGAUUUGAUUGAUCGGUUGAACCGGAUGUUGAAAGACGAAAACCCGACCGUUGUUUCGAGCGUUCUGGCUGCACUUUGCGAUAUUUGGGGUCGUAGCGAAUCCAUUUCUCUCACUAUCGACUAUGUCAGCGCUUCAAAAUUGGUUUCAAUCUUGCCAGACUGCUCCGAAUGGGGUCAAAGUUAUAUCCUUGAAGCUUUGAUGUCCUAUGUGCCGCAAGACACUGCAGAGGCGCUUCUUCUGGCAGAACGAGUAGCCCCGCGGCUGUCUCAUUCAAACUCCGCGGUUGUGUUGACCUCCUGUCGGGUUAUCCUUUAUCUCAUGAACUAUAUCGCCGACGAAAAGCAUAUUACCUCGUUAUGCAAGAAGCUAUCUCCGCCUCUUGUCACCUUGCUUUCUAAGCCCCCGGAAGUCCAAUACCUGGCCCUGCGAAAUGCCAUCCUCAUUCUACAAAAGCGACCAGAGGUUCUACGUAACGACAUCCGUGUGUUUUUCUGUAACUAUAACGACCCGAUUUAUGUCAAAGUGACCAAGUUGGAGUUGAUGUUCAUGUUAACCACGAAGGAUAAUAUCUCGGUGGUUCUCGCAGAGCUUCGAGAGUAUGCUACUGAAAUCGACGUACAUUUCGUUCGAAAGGCUGUCCGCGCCAUUGGAAAGCUGGCUAUUAAGAUCGAAUCAGCUGCGAAGCAAUGUAUUGACACCCUCCUGGAGCUUGUUGAUGCCAAGAUCCCAUACAUCAUCCAGGAGGCGACGGUGGUGAUUCGCAACAUUUUUCGCAAGUAUCCCAACCAAUAUGAGAGCAUUAUUAGUCAUGUAAUUCGCAACAUCGAUGAUUUGGAUGAACCGGAGGCCAAGGCAGCAGUCAUCUGGAUUAUUGGCCAGUAUGCAGACCGCAUCGAUAACUCAGACGGUCUCUUACAAGAUUACCUGGCUACUUUCCACGACGAAACGGUCGAAGUGCAGCUGGCUCUGCUCACGGCCACCGUGAAGCUCUUUAUCCAGCGGCCUACAAAAGGCCAGCAGCUUGUCCCCCAGGUUCUCAAGUGGUGUACCGAGGAGACAGACGACCCCGACCUUCGUGACCGUGGAUAUAUGUACUGGCGCCUGUUGUCCACUGACCCAGCAACUGCGAAGCAAAUUGUCAUGGGUCAGAAACCUCCAAUCACGGCCGAGAGCGAGAAACUAGACCCGCGCACGCUUGAAGAACUUUGUCUGAAUGUCGGUACAUUGGCUACCGUCUACCUGAAACCUAUUCAUCAGGUCUUCCGUGCUGCCCGUCCUCGUCGCCUGCAACACAGUCCAGCUCUGCAACGGCCUCCUGUCGAGGAUGGUACUGCCGGCAUGCUUGAAUAUAACCCUCCUACCGCCAAUAUGGCUUCUGCAUCGACCAGCAACAGUGGCUUAGCCACUAUUACAACGACUGGCAAUCCCAUCAGCCCGGUUAACGCCCCUCCGCCUUCCGUGUUCCCUAUGGGCCCCAAUGCUGCCACUGCCGCUGCCACUGGCCCGGCUGCCGGUGUUGAUGCAGUCGCCGCCGCGGACAGUUACUUCAAUGGAAUCGGCUCCCAGCAAAUGGCAUCGAUGGACUUAGGUGGGCGCAGCAAUGGUGGUGCAGGCGGUGGUGGUGCUCCCCAGACGCAGUAUGUGGUCACACAGAAUCAACAACAAGGCUUCCAGCCGCAGUACGCAGGUGGUGCUGCCACAGGCGAGCUAUUGUUGCUGUAG
Messenger RNA from Penicillium macrosclerotiorum, 2244 nucleotides. Its product is annotated as putative AP-2 adaptor complex subunit beta. Gene Ontology annotation, cellular component: membrane coat. The coding region runs from base 1 to 2244 and encodes 747 amino acids. Gene Ontology annotation, biological process: vesicle-mediated transport; intracellular protein transport. Gene Ontology annotation, molecular function: clathrin binding. NCBI's taxonomy places the organism in Eukaryota, Fungi, Ascomycota, Eurotiomycetes, Eurotiales, Aspergillaceae. The transcript has 5 exons. The record is from RefSeq and is a predicted model, not a curated record.